CACGAAGGAUGUUACACUGUGAUUAUACAUUUACAGUGGUUUCGGUUGAAAAUAAUAUUUAUUCGACGGGUACAGAGUUAUAUAUUAUAUUACAGGAGGUAUUAAUAUUCAGGCGCGGUGGUCUUUUGCUCUGAGAUCCCGCGAGCGGCCACUUCGGAGACACAAAAUGUCUGGAAAGAGUUUUCGUGUGAGCGACGGAGACUGGAUUUGUCCCGAUAAAAAAUGUGGAAAUGUGAACUUUGCCAGAAGAACGAGCUGUAACCGAUGUGGAAGGGAGAAAACGACUGAGGCGAAGCUGAUGAAGGCAGGAGGAACUGAGAUCGGGAAGACUCUGGCUGAGAAAAGCAGGGGGCUCUUCAGUGCCAACGACUGGCAGUGCAAAACAUGUGGAAACGUGAACUGGGCCAGAAGAUCAGAGUGUAACAUGUGCAACACGCCCAAAUAUGCCAAGCUUGAGGAAAGAACAGGAUACGGCGGAGGUUUCAACGAGAGAGAGAAUCUGGUUUACAACGAGAGGGAAGAGUCCGAUGGGGAAUACGACGAGUUCGGCCGCAUUAAAAAGAAGUUCAGAGGAAAAAACAAGAGCGAGAAAAAGGGAGAUCCUGAAAAGAAAAACGAGGAUGACGACGAAGAGGAGGAGGAAGACGAUGAAGAUGGCGAUCUUUCCAAAUACAAACUUGAUGACGAUGAUGAUGACGACGACGGCGGCGGCGAAGACGACGGCGAUGAUGACGACGAAGACGACGCAGAUUUGUCCAAGUACGAUCUGGAUGUGAGCGACGAGCUGAAGCCGUCGAGAAGAAAGAAAGCGGCUCAGGAUCUUCUGGCUCGUCCUCUCGCUCCUCCAGCUCAAGCUCUCGGUCCAGGUCCAGAUCCCGGUCCAGGAGCUCGUCCGGUUCCAGAUCACGCUCUCGCUCGAGGUCUCGCUCAAGAUCCAGCUCCCGCUCUGGGAAAGACUCCGCCUCCUCGAGAAAGAGGUCUCGCUCGUCCUCGGCGUCCCCUGAGAGAGGCCAGAAGAGAAGUCGCUCCAGAUCCUCCUCUGGCGGACGCAAAAAAAGACGCUCUCGCUCCCACUCGUCCGAAAGGGGACGUGGCUCAUCCGGAUCGUCUCGUUCUGGCUCGGCCUCACAAAAGAAAUAAUUCAGAAAAAUAAAAAUAACCCACACACAGAAAUAAGGGGAGAGGAAAUCUUUCUAGAACUGCAUGUUGUCUUAAGGGAGAGAAACAAAACUCUGCCGUUUCAACCGAGUGCACUGCUCAUAUGUUCAGUCCUUUUUUUUUUUUUCUUUUUUUUUCUCCCCUUGAUGAUUCAGUAACUAAAAAUCUGCCUUUCUGAGCGUGUGGAAUCUCUAAUCUGUCUGAGUUUCAUUUGCUGAAGGUAGUUUAAGGAGCUUCAUGUAGAACUAAAGAAUUAUUUAGAUCACACUGGUUUUCCCGUUCGAAAUUCUCUAAAUUGUGUUUGAGGGCUGAUUGUAAUUCAGUAAUCGAUUUGUUUCUUUUCAUUGUGUAAGACGAAGGUAAGUAUGCGUUUCUUUUUGUUGGAGGGAAAAUUUUUAGCCAUAUUGAUCAAAUUUGCCUUUUUCUUUUUUUUUUUUUUAAAUAAAGUUAAUCUCUGGAAGCUUUAGAUUUAUAAAAGUCCUGAUUGGCACCGAAACAUGCAAAAAAGUAGUCACGGUUUGUUCAGGAACCAGCUCUGCAACGCCAGAACCUUAAUAACAUGCGAAAUCGGGACGCAUCAUGUGAAGCGACGCUUCGAUUCGUUACAAAUUCUUGACCAUGUGAUCAGCGUGAAUAAAAAACUGUUCAAACUUUA
Silurus meridionalis is the source of this 1813-nucleotide messenger RNA. It is a transcript of the gene zranb2, whose product is annotated as zinc finger, RAN-binding domain containing 2. The record is from RefSeq and is a predicted model, not a curated record. Bases 167 to 1153 code for a protein of 328 amino acids. Gene Ontology annotation, biological process: RNA processing. Gene Ontology annotation, molecular function: RNA binding; lipopolysaccharide binding. NCBI's taxonomy places the organism in Eukaryota, Metazoa, Chordata, Actinopteri, Siluriformes, Siluridae. The transcript is spliced from 10 exons.